Gasterosteus aculeatus aculeatus (three-spined stickleback) is the source of this 1659-nucleotide messenger RNA. RefSeq names its product outer dynein arm docking complex subunit 4 (gene odad4). NCBI's taxonomy places the organism in Eukaryota, Metazoa, Chordata, Actinopteri, Perciformes, Gasterosteidae. Gene Ontology annotation, molecular function: protein binding. The record is from RefSeq and is a predicted model, not a curated record. Gene Ontology annotation, cellular component: cytoplasm.
UUGUUGUUGUGGUUGCUAGGACACCAUUUGACCGCAGACGUCUACUAACGGUAGAUGCCAAAGUUAUUGUACGCUAUUGAAAACGUUAUAACACAAAUGUCGGACACGGAGGAAAAGCCCAAAGACCAACAGCCGAAGGGCGUGUUCUCCAAUUUGAUGGCGGAGGGUGAUUGGCUGUACAGCAAGGCGGAGUACAAGAAGGCUAUAAGCAGCUACGCGUCGGCCCUGGCUAUCAAGCCUGAAGACAAGACUUGCUAUGUUGGCCGAUCCAGAUGUUACCUGAUGAUCGGGCAACCUCAAAACGCUUUAAAGGAUGCAGAGGCUUCACUCAAAGAGGACAAGUUCUUUUUCAAGGGAUUGUACCAGAAGGCCGAGGCCUUGUUCUGCAUGGGGGAAUUUGAAUUUGCGCUGGUGUUUUACCACCGAGGAAAAAAGUUACGUCCACAAAUGCAAGAGUUCAGACUUGGUAUUCAGAAGGCACAAGAGGCUAUAGAAAACUCUGUUGGCAGCCGUUCAGUAAAACUGAAGAUUGAGGGAGACUUGACAUUUCUCCAAAAAGAUCAGGAGAACACACAGCCGAUUGCUGCAAUUCAGAAUCUGACAAAGCAGAAAAAAAAGACAACCCAAAAGAUCCCUAAGAGUGAGAAGACAACCAAGCAGCUGUUGGGAGAGUUUUACACGGACAAGAAAUAUCUAGAAAACCUGCUUAAAGAUGAAGAUUUGGUUAAAGGGAAGACGAAAGGAGGGGAGCGACUGCAGGACGUCAUUCACGGGUACCUCUCAUACAUCGACUCUUGCACCGAGUUCCGCACCCAGGAGAAAGCCACCGGUGCACAGGAGAAGGAGCGCAAGGAAAGUCAGGACAGCAAGCGCCGUAAGGACGCACCCUUGGAGCCUGCGCCGCUUCUGCUGGAGAGCCUGGACAAUAUUGACGCAGCGUUGACAUGUGGAAAUACAGAAGGUGGUCUCAAGAAGGCGCAGGAACUCAUGAAGACUGUGCAGGGCUGGUCAGAGAAAGAGGUGCCUAAUAAGAAAGAGGUUUUGGCCAACCUGCACAGCUGUAUUGGGAAUGCCUUGAUGGACCUGGGAGACAUGGACAAAGCCAUAGAGCAUCAUCAAAAAGACCUGGAGUUGGCUAAAGAGUGCGAACUCCCAGAUGCAAUGUGCAGGGCUCUGGAGAACAUCGGGCGGGUUUAUGCUCAAUUCGGACGGUUCACACAGGCCAUUGAGUUCUGGGAGAAGGUGAUUCCUUUGACCCACGGUGGUCUGGAGCAGACCUGGUUGUUUCAUGAGAUUGGCUGGUGUCACCUCAAGCUCGAUCGUCACCAAGACGCCAGAGACUAUGGCGUGCGUUCAGUUGCUGCAGCCAAUGAAAUUGCCGAUGAAAAGUGGCAGAUGAAUGCCAAUGUUUUGGUAGCACAAUCAGAAUUGAAACUAGGAAACUUUGAAUCCAGCGUCUCCCACUUUGAGACAGCCUUGACCCAGGCCAAACUGCAAGAUGACAGCUCUGCUAUGAACGCCAUUCAGAAGGCCCUUGAUGAGGCAAAGCAACACUUCCCACAAUGAGGAUGUCAUCAGUGAAGAUUUAUGGUGCUUCAAAGUGCCUCAAAAUGAAAGACGAACAAAAAAGGGAUCAAUAAAAGUGUUUUCCCAAACUGA